This is a messenger RNA of Cucurbitaria berberidis CBS 394.84, 966 nucleotides long. Its product is annotated as Metallo-dependent phosphatase. The transcript has 4 exons. The record is from RefSeq and is a predicted model, not a curated record. Gene Ontology annotation, molecular function: protein serine/threonine phosphatase activity. The coding region runs from base 1 to 966 and encodes 321 amino acids. Gene Ontology annotation, cellular component: nucleus; cytoplasm. Lineage: Eukaryota; Fungi; Ascomycota; Dothideomycetes; Pleosporales; Cucurbitariaceae.
AUGGCAGAAAACGAGGUGGACCUGGACUCUAUCAUAGAUAGACUGCUUGAAGUCCGCGGUAGCAGACCCGGCAAGCAGGUUCAGCUACUUGAAACUGAGAUUCGCUACUUGUGCACCAAGGCACGCGAGAUCUUCAUCUCACAACCCAUCCUGCUCGAGCUCGAGGCGCCGAUAAAGAUUUGCGGUGACAUCCACGGCCAGUACUAUGAUCUACUCCGACUGUUCGAGUAUGGCGGAUUCCCCCCUGAGGCCAACUACCUCUUCCUAGGUGACUACGUCGAUCGUGGCAAGCAGUCUCUCGAGACCAUCUGCCUCCUGCUUGCAUACAAAAUCAAGUAUCCCGAGAACUUCUUUGUCCUCCGCGGUAACCACGAGUGUGCCUCCAUCAACCGCAUCUAUGGUUUCUACGACGAGUGCAAGCGAAGAUACAACAUCAAGCUAUGGAAGACGUUUACCGACUGCUUCAACUGCUUGCCAAUCGCCGCUAUCAUCGACGAGAAAAUCUUCACCAUGCACGGUGGCCUAAGCCCAGACCUAAACUCCAUGGAGCAGAUCAGGCGCGUCAUGCGACCUACGGAUAUUCCGGAUUGUGGACUACUCUGCGAUCUCCUAUGGUCCGACCCUGACAAGGACAUCACUGGAUGGAGCGAGAACGACAGAGGUGUGAGCUUCACAUUCGGACCGGACGUAGUCUCGCGUUUCCUGCAGAAGCACGACAUGGAUCUCAUUUGCCGUGCCCAUCAAGUUGUAGAAGAUGGCUACGAGUUCUUCUCCAAGCGCCAACUCGUCACCCUGUUCAGCGCGCCGAAUUACUGUGGUGAAUUCGACAAUGCGGGUGCAAUGAUGAGCGUCGACGAGAGUCUACUAUGCUCCUUCCAGAUUCUGAAACCGGCCGAAAAGAAACAAAAGUACGUUCCCAGCCUUGGCGGCGGUAGACCAGCGUCUCCUCGCACCAAGAAAACCUAG